AUGGUAGGCACAAAUCCGGGAGAACUGGUUCUCCACUCUCUUCUGAAGCAAUUUGCUUCAAUCUGUCAGUCCAAAGUCGAAAGUGCUAUCGGUGAAAAAGUGGGCAAUGAUCUAAUCAAAUGUAUGCGCCUGCAAGAGGAUAUGGCCUUCCAGCAGUUGCUGGGCGCUCUCUACACUUGUGCAGAGCAUGCGCUGCCCUGCCUUUUGCAGACGAUCAACAAGUGGUACGACACACAGCACUCUAGUGGCGGGCUCUAUCCCUUCCGCCGCGCGACUUCAAAGACCUCAGGAACUCGAAGUCACACCCUUUCGGCCGCUACUGGCCAGGCUCCUGCGUUAGCUGGCGGCCAUGAUCUCCUCAUCCGUUCCAUGCAUGUCGAGGGGUCCAGUGCCGUUGUUACUUCCGGUGCCGGUGAUGUCUCUGAUACUAUAGCCUAUUCUAGUGGUGGCGCAGCUAUAGCUGGGGAGGUGGGAAAUGCUGUUCUGCCUCUAUCUGGUGCUUCUACUACCCCUCUGGAAUCCACCACUUCAACUUCGUGGCUCGCGAUGUCCACUUCAGUACGCGAAAACAUGGCUGAGAGAAGGGAUCUAUGCAUCGACAUCCUGUACUGUCAAGCGCUAACCUCUGUGCUGAAACAGCUGCCGUACCAUCCUGGUCACGAGGAAAUAAUCAACAAAAUUCUCGAUCGGGCUUUCAAGCAUUUUGAGUACAAGGAGAAUUUGCAGACGAAACCAAACGCAGAAAACAUCAAUACUGUGGCGGAUAUGUACGCGAAGGUGGUCGGCGAGUUGUCGCAGACGAGAUUUAACCUCGUGCGACAACACUUUUCCACACGACUGGAACAUCUGCGUGCAAAGGAGAGUAGUUCGCACACGAUGCACAGCAUUAUCUCCCUCCUUAUGGGUAUGAAGUUCUUCCGCAUGCACCCGAUCGAGGAAUUUGUGAGCUACUUUACCUUUUUGCACGAGUUGGGUCAAUACUUUCUCGAAGUGAAGGAGAAGGAGAUCCGUCAUGCAAUGACAUGCCUCUUUGUGGAGAUUCUUCUACCCGUUGCUGCUGUGGUGCGUCAUGAGGUGAACAUCCCGGCACUGAAGAACUUCGUCGAUCUGCUAUACAAUCCUGCCUUCGAAUUGGCAAACAAGAAAAAGCAUGCUCUGGCCCUUUUUCCCAUGGUCACUUGUCUCCUGUGUGUGAGUACCAAGGUCUUCUUCCUCAACAACUGGCCUCCAUUCAUGUCGUUGUGUUUGAGCCAACUAAAGAAUCGUGACCUGGGCCAGUCGUCGAUUUUUGGGCUCACUGGUGUUAUUCCUUUGCAAUCGGGUAUCAUAGCAGCACUAGAGCGAAUUAAGCAACUUCCAGGUAGAAUCGUUUGUCUACUACAGUGGGAAAUUUUUGAAAGAUGUGGAUCCCGAACCCUCGAUUAUCAAGUACACUACGAUGUUGGAACUUUCAGCUGCUCAGCGGCAAGACCUUUGGGUGGUGUCAAUUUUUUGAAGAUGGUUCUACGUCUGUCAAUGUUCAUCCUUGCUGUGGUGCCUUUCAGUCCAGUCUCUGAUUUCUGCCGUGAAAACUCGGUCUGCACUUGGGACAUCUAA
Molecule: messenger RNA, 1596 nt
Organism: Echinococcus granulosus
Lineage: Eukaryota; Metazoa; Platyhelminthes; Cestoda; Cyclophyllidea; Taeniidae
Exons: 8
Coding region: 1-1596 (531 amino acids)
Biological process (GO): neuron projection development; cell morphogenesis
Cellular component (GO): cell cortex; site of polarized growth
Source: RefSeq, a predicted model, not a curated record